CGAGCCUUGUAUUAAAGUAUGGUAUGGAUUAGUCAAUCGAAAAUAGGUAACAUUGAAUUAUCUGAAGGCACUACCGCUCUCAAAGCGACCAGUUACUGAAGUAAAUCUUAAGAUCUUUGACAUGAGUUGCAGCCAUAUCGGCAUCGCAUUGUACGGCGUAGGAAGUAUAGGAUCCAUUCACAUACGGAAUGUGAUUGCGAACAGUCGCGCCAAACUUCUCUACGUUGUUGAGGAAGACGUGGCAAAAGCUGGCCAAUUCUUGCAAAAUUUAAAAGCAGAAGACGUUAAAGUUGUUAGUGCAUUCGAGACUGCAGUUGUACUUCAAGAUAACGACGUUCARGCCGUCAUGAUUUGCACGCCAACUCCAACUCAUGAGAAAUGCGUCAUGGACGCUUUGAAGGCCGGUAAAGCUGUGUUCUGCGAGAAACCGCUCUCAAACGACAGAGCAGCUAUAGCUCRGUGUUACGAGGAAGCUGUCAGAAAAAGACUGGCUUUACUGUGUUCCUUCAACCGUCGUUUUGACCCAGGACACAGCARGGUAAUWSAWGAAGCACGAAAUGGUAGCCUGGGUACCAUCCAUAGCAUCACCACUACAAGUCGUGAUGGUUGCAUACCACCAAUUUCAUACCUCAAAAUGUCAACUGGUAUUUUUCAUGAUUGUGCAAUUCAUGAYAUUGACAUGGUGCUGAAAAUUGCUGGUGAGCCACCAAGCACUGUGUAUGCACAUGGCCACGCCUUUCUUCCAGGUGUCGCAGAACUAAACGAUGUCGACUGUGUUAUGAUAAGCUUAAAAUUCCCAAGUGGUAUACCAAUCAAUCUUGAUCGUACAUCACCUUUUGGUUAUGACCAGCGGCUUGAGGUGCAUGGUGACAAAGCUAUGAUGAUUAGUGACAACCCAAGACCUACAGCUGUACAGGUUCAUGGUGGAGGAGGCGUUAACCUGAACAAAUGCCACAAUUCCUUCCCACAGCGCUAUGCUGAGUCCUACAAGGGUGCACUAAAUCAUUUUAUAGAUGCAAUCCAAGGGAAAGCCGAUAUUAUAGUGACUGCUGAGGAUACCAUAUUAGCAAGUAAAGUAGCUGAUGCAUGUGACCAUUCGUACAAAACACAACAAGUUGUCAACUUUUGCAAUUGAUAAUAAGGACUUAUUAGAGAAUUUUCUCAAUCUACAAUUGUUUAAACCUUAUUACCCCAUGUAGCUAACACAUUGCCAUGUACGUCGUUACUACCCAAUUCAAAUCCUGUUGGAAAAGAACUUUGUUUCUAAUUUGAAUUCAACUUCAUUCAACUGUGGAAUGAAAAUAAAUUGAACAAAGAAAACUUAAUUCUGGGUGGUUUGAAUUUAGUGGAAAUGUUUAUAGCAAUGCAUUAGCUGAUUAGAUCUAUUGCUACAGCAUUGUUUAUUAUCUAAAAUUGCCUCAGCAUAGAGAUAAAGUGGGGUGCAAUGAUGGAAACCUGAAUAGCCCAAAAUGGGAUGACACUUUAGAGUACAAACAUCAAAUGUGUGCAAUACUUUCCACUAUUUACUACAAAAUAGUGUUAAUUAAACAAUAGAAAACAAUAGAAUUAGCAUAAUUUAGCAGUAU
Molecule: messenger RNA, 1586 nt
Organism: Exaiptasia diaphana
Lineage: Eukaryota; Metazoa; Cnidaria; Anthozoa; Actiniaria; Aiptasiidae
Product: inositol 2-dehydrogenase-like
Biological process (GO): NADPH regeneration
Cellular component (GO): cytoplasm
Molecular function (GO): nucleotide binding; oxidoreductase activity
Source: RefSeq, a predicted model, not a curated record